Messenger RNA from Lolium rigidum, 740 nucleotides. RefSeq names its product photosynthetic NDH subunit of lumenal location 3, chloroplastic-like. The transcript has 3 exons. Gene Ontology annotation, molecular function: calcium ion binding. Gene Ontology annotation, biological process: photosynthetic electron transport chain; photosynthesis. Bases 128 to 493 code for a protein of 121 amino acids. Gene Ontology annotation, cellular component: chloroplast; photosystem II; extrinsic component of membrane. The record is from RefSeq and is a predicted model, not a curated record. Lineage: Eukaryota; Viridiplantae; Streptophyta; Magnoliopsida; Poales; Poaceae.
AAACCGUAGAGGCGGGGGCCAGUCUAGAACUAUACUACCAUCUCUCUCUCUCGCCUGCAGCAGUCACGCGGCGGCGGGUAAACCGGCAAAGGCAAGAAACCGGGAUAAGAGAAAGCAAACCAAAGCAAUGGAUUCAGAUUAUGGUGUUGAGCUGAAGGGAUCUGUUUGCAGGAUCAAGAACUGUGCUGUUGAGCUCUUCUCGAUGGAGGAGGAUUUGUUGAUUGAUGAUGAUGAAGACUCGUGGGACCUAGUUGAGAGGGAUCUCCGGCUGAAGGCCACCUUCUUGUAUAUUGACCUCAGCCGUGUGAUCUCCUCCUGCGAGAGUGAUGAGCACAAGAAGACACUCACCGGGCUAGCCAACAAGUUCUUCUACUUCAUGGACGAGCUGGACAAUGCGGUGAAGGACAGAAGCGUGACACUGAUGCAGGCGUGCUACGGCGACACGGCUCAUGCUCUCCGCGAGGUGGUCGCGGCGCUUGUGCCGUCCCAUUAGCAGGACAUAGAGAGAGGAAGAUCUGCGAGCUUCACAUUUCCUGAAAUUGCUCUAAAACUUGUACAAAGUGGGUUGGCCGACAAGAGAGAAACGAGGCGGGCGCAGAUGGCCUGUGUGUAAUGUGCAUAUAUCCUAAAAUGGCUUUAGCGUCUAGCAGUUUGCCUUGCCCAGUUGCCGUCAUGGUUUCGGUGAUUUGUGCGAGUAGUGAAUCUGCAAUGCACUGUAAAACUAAAAGGCGGAUCUGUGA